AACGGUCCUGGUUUCCACGGUGACGGUGAAGGUGGAGCCUCCGUGCAGGAGAUGCUGAUCCCGGCCAGCAAGGUGGGGCUGGUGAUUGGCCGAGGGGGCGACACCAUCAAACAGCUGCAGGAGCGAGCAGGUGUGAAGAUGAUGAUGAUCCAAGACGGUCCGAUGCCGACGGGGGCCGACAAACCUCUCCGCAUCUCCGGAGACCCGUACAAAGUACAGGCGGCGAGGGAGUUGGUGUUGGAGGUGAUCCGGGAGAAGGACGGAGACUUCAGGUCGGGACGCAACGACUUCAGCGCCCGCCUGGGAGGCGCCAGCCUGGACGUUCCGGUUCCACGGUUUGCCGUCGGCAUCGUGAUCGGCAGGAACGGAGAAAUGAUCAAGAAGAUCCAGAACGACGCCGGAGUCCGGAUCCAGUUCAAAGCAGAUGAUGGCAUCAGUCCGGAGCGUGUCGCCAUGGUGA
Gasterosteus aculeatus aculeatus (three-spined stickleback) is the source of this 460-nucleotide messenger RNA. The record is from RefSeq and is a predicted model, not a curated record. Lineage: Eukaryota; Metazoa; Chordata; Actinopteri; Perciformes; Gasterosteidae.